UGAAGUGGAGUUUCCUGUAAAGCUUCGACAACCUUGGAGACGCACAUGAGGAUCAUUUAAGUCGUUUAUUCCUCUCAAAAGUGCGAUAUUAAGAUAUUUCAAUGAAGUAAAUCGCUGUAAACUUAACCAUAAGCCAGCUGUGGACAGUAGCCGCUACAACGGGUGAAUCCUUCGGAUCAGCGCAGCCAUGUCGCUACAGAAGAUCACACGACUCCCAGCGCUGCGGCAGCUGAGCUCCAUCCAGCACCAGAACUUCCUCCUCCUCCUCCCUUUAUCCACUCAUCUCUCGGUGCCCAGGAGAUCCAUGAUCCAGGGCGAAUACAGGCGACCCGGCAAGCCCCGAGAGGACAAGUUCCCCUGGCAGAAGAUCAACUUCAGCUUCUCCAAGGGCCUGGAGGGGAUCAAGAAGCAGUUCUUCCUGCUGAAGAGCGAGUUCACCGACCGCUGGGUCGGCCCGGAGGGCAAGCCGCUCCUCGAGCACAUGCUGGAGCAGAACCGGCUGGUGUGGGAGUUCAGGGGCCCGGAGAGCCUGGAGCAGUGGACGCUGUCCUCCGACAAGGAGAUCGGAGGCCACAGCGAGGUUCACCUGAAGCUCAGCAGGAACAGCAACACCUGUUUCGUGUACGGGACUCUGUGUUCCACCCCCCCGAGGGACGGGGAGACGCGCUACAGCGGAUACUGCAGCAUACGCUCCAAGCAGCCUCUGGCAUCGCUGGAUAGAAAGAAGCACCACGACUGGUCCAGUUUCAACACGCUGCACCUGCGGAUCCGCGGAGACGGCCGGCCCUGGAUGAUCAACAUCGGCGCAGAAACCUACUUCUCCCACCAGAGAGACGACAUCUACAACUACUUCCUGUACACCAGAGGAGGCCCCUACUGGCAGGAUGUGAAGAUCCCCUUCUCCAAGUUCUUCCUCACGCAUCGAGGCAGGAUCCAGGACGACCAGCAUCCUCUCUGGCUGGACAAGAUCAACACCAUCGGCUUCACGCUGGGAGACAAAACCGACGGUCCGUUCCAGCUGGAGAUCGAUUACAUCGGCGUCUGCAAAGACUACGCUCACACCGAGGAGUUUGCCUACGAAGUGUACAAGCGGAACCCUGAAGUCUGAGGAGCGCGCUGCUGCAAACACGCCGUUUCUCUACCAUCGCGCUGCUGCAAACACGCCGUUUCUCCACCAUCGCGCUGCUGCAAACACGCCGUUUCUCCACCAUCGCGCUGCUGCAAACACGCCGUUUCUCCACCAGCGCGCUGCUGCAAACACGCCGUUUCUCCACCAUCGCGCUGCUGCAAACACGCCGUUUCUCCACCAUCGCGCUGCUGCAAACGCGCCGUUUC
Molecule: messenger RNA, 1335 nt
Organism: Cololabis saira (Pacific saury)
Lineage: Eukaryota; Metazoa; Chordata; Actinopteri; Beloniformes; Belonidae
Gene: ndufaf1
Product: NADH:ubiquinone oxidoreductase complex assembly factor 1
Exons: 5
Coding region: 188-1108 (306 amino acids)
Biological process (GO): mitochondrial electron transport, NADH to ubiquinone; mitochondrial respiratory chain complex I assembly
Cellular component (GO): mitochondrion
Source: RefSeq, a predicted model, not a curated record